GUUUUCCUUCUCAUUUCCCCAUUUUUUGGCUAGCGAAAAGCAUAGGAAAAACUCAGGGAGCAAAAGGGGAAGCGCGAAGCCGAAAGCCGCGAAGCGAGAGGGAGCGCGAGCGAGCUCGCGAGCUCUUCAAUGGUGGUUAGGGUUUCUACGCCCGCCUCCCCACGCUUCUAGCCGCCGCCCGGCUCCAGAAGAUGUCGAUUUCACCCUGGAAGCCCGGGGGGUUGCCUGUGAUGGAGGAGCAGGCCCGCCGGAGCGGCGCGGACCCGGGCGUGGCGGUGCACGCGAUGAUGCAGGUGAGCUCCCCCGCUUGUCCGGCUCCGGUAGAAGCUUCUGGAAGCUUUGGUGCGUGUCAAAGUGUACCGUUUAACCGAUGAUGGGAAGUGGGAUGAUCAGGGAACCGGCCAUGUAACCAUUGACUGUAUUGAGAAAUUGCUCUGACUGUUGUGGAUGAAAAGGAUAAUGACACACUACUGCUUCACAACAUUACUUCGGAUGAUAUCUACAGGAAACAAGAAGCAACAAUCAUCUCGUGGAAGGAUCCUGAAAAAGCACUAGAUUUAGCGCUGAGCUUUCAAGAAGCUGAAGGAUGCUCAUACAUAUGGCAGAGCAUGCGUACCAUACAGCAAAACCUACAAUCUAACGUCCUUGGCUCUCAAGGCAGCCCAUGUCCAGCAUCUGAGUCCCUAGAAGCUUCUAGAGGUUCACUUUCUCAUGGUAGGACAGAUGAGUCCUUAGUUUCUGUUAAUGAUGAAUUGAAGGAUCUUCCUCCUCUUGAGUUGUCCAGUCUUCCUUCGAUUUUAAAGACUGUAUUGGAGUGCGGAAUGAAGGAUCAGAUGCGUGUCGCAGAGUUAAUAUCAGAAGAUCAUGAAUUUUUCCCCAAACUAAAGAACCUUUUCAGAAUGUGCGAGGGUUUAAGAAGCAUGGAUGGUCUCCACAUGAUCUUCAGACUAGUCAAGGGAAUCAUAUUGUUGAACAAUUCUGCAAUAUUUCACAAGAUUUUCUCUGAUGAUUUUAUCCUUGACAUAAUAGGGGCUCUUGAGUAUGAUCCGGAGGUUCGCAAUGUGCAGAGUCAUCGUGCUUUCCUGCAGGAGCAUGUAGUUUUCAAGGAGGCCAUACCCAUUAGAAAUGCUUCUGUGGUCUCAAAGAUUCAUCAAACAUACAGAAUAGGCUAUAUAAAGGAUGUUAUAUUACCGAGAGUAUUGGAUGAUGCUACUAUGGCAAGCCUUAACGCAAUUAUUCGUGCGAACAACUCUGUUGUUGUGUGUUUACUAAAUGAUGAUGCUUCUUUUAUCCAAGAUCUGUUUGCUAAGAUGAGAUCUUCAAAUAUCUCUGCUGAAUCAAAAAGCAAACUGGUCCUGUUUUUGCAUGAGUUUUGCACUCUCAGUAAAAGUUUGCAGGCUGUUCAACAAUUACGGCUGUCUAGAUUGGUUUUCACUUAUUAUUAUACAGUUUUUUCUUCUCAGGUGAAGUUUGUUGCCAUAUUCUGUCUCUUGAGGCUUGAAAUUCAAAAUUUCCCUAUAUUUUAUGUAUCUAGUGUUCCCUUUAGAUCGCGCUCGAUUUAUUCUGGUCAUGACAUUUUGAGGGAUCUUGUUAGUGAAGGUGUGUUUGACAUCAUUUCUGAUGUGUUACAGAGUCGGGAUAAAGUACUCGUCCCAGCUGGGACAAGCAUCCUUAUGCAUUUUCUUAAUCAGGAUCCUAACUUAGUUAGAACAUAUAUUGCUCGUCAUGAAGAAACUUUUCAAGAAGGCAGUUCUCUUCUCAAGAUUCUGGUUCAAGGCGUAAUUGACUCUGGUGAGGAAAUGCACUGUCAGUAUUGUGAAAUUCUAAGGAAUCUGAUGGAUUCUUGUGUUGCGGAUACAUCUACCAAAUGUAAAGAAGCUGUUAUUCAGGCUUUUUAUGACAAACAUCUUCAUAAAUUGAUUGAUGUAAUUGCAUCGUCUUCCCCUCCAAAGGGCAUUACCGGAUCAGCAUCUGGUUCAGUUGGUGUUGGCACAAUGGUCGAAGAGCAUUCUGCUAAGCCUGAAAUAUUGUUGAACAUUUGUGAGCUUUUAUGCUUCUGUGUACUUCAUCACCCCUACAAGAUGAAGCUCAACUUUUUUACAAGCAAUUCAAUGGAGAAAAUCCUUACUUUAACCCGUCGGAGAGAGAAGAUUUUGGUUGUGGCAGCUGUCCGAUUUAUGAGGACUGUUAUUGGCAGAAAGGAUGAGUUUCUUAUUAGCCAUAUUAUCAAGUUCAACUUGUUGAAACCAAUUAUUGAGGCAUUUGUUGAAAAUGGCGAUAGAUACAACGUGCUACACUCGGGGAUCCUUGAACUGUUGGAAUACAUAAGAAAGGAAAAUCUUGAGUUCCUUAUUGAAUAUGUUGCUGAGUCCUUUUGGGACCAACUUGUGAGGUUCGAACAUUUGGGGAGCAUUCAGGCCUUCAAACUUAAGUAUCAACAGAUCAUGGGGAGUGCUGAAACAAAUCAAAGUACUAGUGUGGUUGACAUGAGGAAUAAGGCAGAAGAAAGAGGUGUUGAUAAGGAAGAGGAAGAUUAUUUUAAUAAAGACAGCGAAGGAGAAGAUUCUGAUACUCAGGCAAAGUGUGCACAGAAGCAAUCUAUCCCAUCGAGGCUUAAAUCUGGUGGGCUUGUGGAUUAUAAUGACGGUGAUGAUGAUAAAUAUUUCAAUCCACCUCCCAAAAAGCUUGUCAAAGCUGAUGACGAUGAUGAGGUCCUAAAUAUGCCCAUGGUGAGGAGCAGUCCAGAGGAUGGCAGACAUACAGAUGGGAAGGCUUGCAAGAAGCCAAAGCUAGAAGUUAGAGUUAGCUGUGCCAAGAUUGUUGCUGCAGUUAAUGUGACAGGUAGACCUGAUUUGGAAGAUAAGGUCCCCCUCUUGCCUUCGUCAAGCAUGAAAAGUUCUGAAGGCAAUGACGGUUUAGGGGUUGGAAGCCCAGGCUCUCAGAAUCAACAUGCCCCAGAAAAUUUGGAUUCUGUGCAUCAAACUAGAGAGAGCUGCAACGACGCUGCAGGGAGUUUGUCUCCCAAGAUGGCUGUAACUACAACAAAAUCAACUGAUUCAGAGUCUUAUUCAGUGUGAUGAAGCUUUUCUUUUCUUUCACAAUUGGCUUCAACCCUACUGUCGUUCCUUACGAUGAAAAGGAGUGGCAUCACAUUCUGCUUUGGAGAAGGCUGAAUCCAUAAUGUCCAAAUUUCCAGCCCGCAAGCAUGAUCGGAGUUGAGAUAGUUUUGGCCACAGUUGUACAUCUUGACUGCGACUUUGGUUCACUUGUGAACAUAUACCACUUUUGCAACUGGAAGAAUCAGAAGUGGAGAAUGAACUUUUGGUGCGGCAUUAUAGAAAGAAAGGUCUUACUAUUUUUGUUGACUUAGCCUAGUAAGACCAAUGUAGACUCUCACAGGGCACAGGGGCACAAAAUUGGUGCCCUCUGGCCGAAUCUUUCUCUGGAAUGAUUGACUAAGCUGGUGCUCUUGUAAAACAGCUUGGAAAGAUUAGUUUUGACCUUGCUAGCGUCGUGGCAGCCUGUGCCGUCAUACCAAAAUCCCACAGGCACUGUAAUUUGUUGAUGCGUGGAUCUGGCACGGGCAAAUCCAACUGGUGAUACAAGUUUAGCUUCC
Messenger RNA from Phragmites australis (common reed), 3616 nucleotides. RefSeq lists its product as uncharacterized. Gene Ontology annotation, cellular component: nucleoplasm; protein phosphatase 4 complex. Lineage: Eukaryota; Viridiplantae; Streptophyta; Magnoliopsida; Poales; Poaceae. Gene Ontology annotation, biological process: protein dephosphorylation. The record is from RefSeq and is a predicted model, not a curated record. Gene Ontology annotation, molecular function: protein phosphatase activator activity. The transcript is spliced from 27 exons. The coding region runs from base 609 to 3077 and encodes 822 amino acids.